AUGGGGACCGCGGACGUGCCGCCGAACCAGACGCUGUAUGUGCAGAACCUGCCGGAGAAGUUGAAGAAGGAGGACCUCCGGAAGGCUCUGCACGCCAUGUUCAGUCAGUUCGGGCGCAUCCUGGACGUGGUGGCGCUGAAGACGUUCCGUCUGCGAGGACAGGCGUGGAUCGUCUUCGCGGACGUCGCCAGCGCGACCAACGCAAUGAAGGGACUGCAGGAGUUUCCGUUCUUCGACAAGCCGAUGCGGAUACAGUACGCGAAGACCAAGUCGGACGCCGUGGCCAAGAUGGACGGCUCGUACCGGCCGCGGGACCCCGAGGAGCGGGCACAGGUCAACGCGGAGAAGCGCGAGCAGCUCAUGGACCGCACGGAGAAGGAGGCAGCUGCCGCCGCUGCCGCUGCGGCUGCCGCGGCACCCGCGCAGGCCCCCGGCGCCAACCCCCCGAACAAGAUCCUCCUCGUCCAGAACCUCCCGCACACGACGACGGCGCCGAUGCUCGAGAUGCUCAUGAAGCAGUUCCCGGGCUUCAAGGAGGUCCGUUUGAUCGAGGCGAAGCCGGGCAUUGCCUUUGUGGAGUUCGAGAACGACGCACAGAGUCAGGUGGCCAUGUCCGGCCUGCAGGGCUUCAACAUCACGCCGGAGAACGCCAUGCAGAUCACGUUCGCGAAGAAGCAGUCGUGA
Pedinophyceae sp. YPF-701 is the source of this 684-nucleotide messenger RNA. The record is from the annotation of a GenBank genome assembly. Lineage: Eukaryota; Viridiplantae; Chlorophyta; Pedinophyceae.